Messenger RNA from Myiozetetes cayanensis, 9066 nucleotides. RefSeq names its product ubiquitin specific peptidase 13 (gene USP13). Lineage: Eukaryota; Metazoa; Chordata; Aves; Passeriformes; Tyrannidae. Gene Ontology annotation, molecular function: cysteine-type deubiquitinase activity; zinc ion binding; protein binding. The transcript is spliced from 21 exons. Gene Ontology annotation, biological process: protein deubiquitination. The coding region runs from base 141 to 2726 and encodes 861 amino acids. The record is from RefSeq and is a predicted model, not a curated record.
UCCCUCGGGCCCGCUCCCGCCGCCGCCCUGCCCCGGGCCCGGCUGCCCUGCGCCUGCAUCGCCCGCGCAGAGCGGCUCGGCAGGGCGGGCGGGCAGGAGGGAGGCAGGGAGGGAAGGAGGGAGGGAAGGAGGGAAGGAGGAUGCAGCGGGCCGCGCUCUUCCGCGGCGGCGAUGCGCAGAUGGCCGCCGGGGACCUGGGCGAGCUGCUCGUCCCCUACAUGCCCACGAUCCGGGUGCCCAAGUCAGGGGACCGGGUCUACAAGACGGAGUGUGCCUUCUCCUACGACUCGCCCGAUUCAGAAGGAGGUCUCUACGUGUGCAUGAACACAUUUCUGGGAUUUGGAAGGGAACACAUUGAAAGGCAUUACCGGAAAACAGGACAGUGUGUAUAUUUGCAUCUGAAACGCCAUGUGACAGAGAAGGUACCAGGAGCAUCUGGUGGAGCUUUACCAAAAAGGAGGAAUGCUAAGCUAUUUUUAGAUCUAGAGACAAACAGUGAUCUCAACAGUGAGGACUUUGAAUAUGAAGAUGAAGCAAAACUUGUCAUAUUUCCUGAUCACUAUGAAAUCUCAUUACCCAAUAUAGAAGAGUUACCAGCACUGGUGACGAUAGCUUGUGACGCGCUCCUCAGUGCAAAAUCACCCUACAGGAAGCAGGAACCCGACUCCUGGGAAGAAGAGCUACAGGCAUCUAAACACGCCAAAACACUUGUACAGUUAGACAAUGGUGUUAGGAUUCCCCCCAGUGGUUGGAAGUGCUCAAAGUGUGACCUGCGGGAGAAUCUGUGGCUGAACCUGACAGACGGUUCCGUGCUGUGCGGGAGGUGGUUCUUCGAUGGCAGUGGGGGCAACGGGCAUGCCCUGGAGCACUACAAGGAGACGGGUUAUCCCCUGGCAGUGAAGUUGGGAACCAUCACUCCUGAUGGAGCAGAUGUCUAUUCCUUUGAUGAAGAGGAGCCGGUUUUAGACCCGCACAUAGCAAAGCAUUUGGCGCACUUUGGGAUUGAUAUGCUGCAGAUGCAAGUGACAGAGAACGGGCUGAGAGAUAAUGAUAUAAAGCCAAGAGUCUCAGAAUGGGAAGUGAUUCAGGAAGCUGGCGUGAAACUCAAGCCCAUGUAUGGCCCAGGAUACACUGGCAUAAAGAACCUGGGAAAUAGCUGCUACCUCAAUGCUGUCAUGCAAGCCAUUUUCAGCAUCCCAGAGUUCCAGCGAGCGUAUGUGGGAAAUCUCCCACGAAUAUUUGACUACUCUCCUCUUGAUCCAACACAAGAUUUCAACACUCAGAUGGCUAAGUUGGGACACGGCCUCCUUUCAGGCCAAUACUCUAAGCCACCCAUGAAAUCUGAGCUUAUUGAGCAGGUGAUGAAAGAAGAACACAAGCCUCAACGCAAUGGAAUAUCUCCCAGAAUGUUUAAGGCUUUUAUAAGUAAAGGCCACCCAGAAUUUUCCUCUAAUCGACAACAAGAUGCACAGGAAUUUUUCCUACAUCUUAUAAAUCUAGUAGAGAGGAACCCUGUGGGUUCAGAAAACCCGAGUGAUGUGUUCCGGUUCGUGGUGGAGGAGCGCACGCAGUGCUGCCAGUCCAGAAAGGUCCGCUACACUGAGAGGGUGGACUACAUCAUGCAGUUACCUGUUGCCAUGGAGGCAGCAACAAACAAAGAUGAAUUAAUUGCCUAUGAAUUGAAGAGGCGAGAAGCAGAAGCUGCAAGGAGACCUCCACCAGAACUUGUCCGUGCCAAGAUCCCAUUCAGUGCAUGUCUGCAGGCCUUUUCUGAACCCAGCAAUGUAGAGGAUUUCUGGAGCAGUGCCCUUCAAGCAAAAUCUGCAGGAGUUAAGACCUCCCGUUUUGCUUCAUUUCCUGAGUACUUAGUGGUGCAGAUAAAGAAAUUCACCUUUGGCCUUGAUUGGAUACCCAAAAAGCUUGAUGUUUCUAUAGACAUGCCAGAUUUCCUGGAUAUCAGCCACCUUCGGGCCAGGGGGCUCCAGCCAGGAGAAGAGGAACUUCCAGACAUUGCUCCUCCCAUUGUCAUUCCCGAUGACCCAAAAGAUCGUAUGACGAACCAUUUCAUGGAGUCCCUAGAUAUUGAUGAGUCUUCAGUCAUGCAGCUGGCAGAGAUGGGCUUUCCUUUGGAAGCGUGUCGGAAAGCUGUGUACUAUACAGGCAACCUGGGUGCUGAAGUUGCUUUCAACUGGAUCAUUGCACACAUGGAAGAACCAGACUUUGCUGAGCCUCUGGCCAUACCUGCCUUUGGAGAAGUUGCUUCCAGUGGGGCAGCAGCAUUGGGAGCUGUAGGGUUAGAUAACCAGCCUCCUGAAGAGAUGGUUGCAAUUAUAAUUUCCAUGGGAUUCCAAAGGAAUCUAGCAAUUCAAGCGCUGAAGGCAACAAACAGUAACCUGGAGCGUGCACUGGAAUGGAUCUUCAGCCACCCUGACCUUGAGGAAGAAAGUGAGCCUGCCUUGGACACGAUGGAUAUGGAGAACAGUGCUAAUGCCAAUAUCCUUGCAGACACAGGGUCAGAGGGACCCAGGAUCAAAGAUGGGCCUGGAAGAUACGAGCUGUUCGGGUUCAUCAGCCACAUGGGAACAUCCACCAUGAGUGGCCACUAUGUUUGUCAUCUCAAAAAGGAAGGAAGAUGGGUGAUCUACAACGACCUCAGAGUCUGUGCCUCAGAAAGACCUCCCAAAGACCUGGGCUACAUUUAUUUUUACCACAGGAUACCAAGUUAGACCUCAAGUCUAUUCUCUGGCCUUAAAAAGCCAUAAGCCUUUUUAACCUGCCCAAAAAAGCGUACAAUAAAAAAGAAAAUCUAAACCCAACAAAAAGACCCCUAACCCUUGGACUGCCAAAAAGCAAAAGAAAACAUGGGAUGUUUAUAGUGUAUUUAAAAAACAGUCGUUUGAUGCCGCCUUAAAUGUCAGACGGGAAAUUUCUAUUAGGUGCUGUAUAGUACAUUGUUUUAAAUUUAUACACCUUAAAGGCCAUGCAGAUUACUGGUGGAGUUUGCAGCCAGUGUGUGGAGAAAGUGGAAGCUUCAGUGUUGAACAAAAAUAGCCUAGUUCAGCCCAGCUCCUGCCUGUCCUGUCCAUACCUUCGUUGAAAACCAGGAACAAACACUGGUGUCUUUGGUAACUGGAAGCCAGUGUUUCCAACCAGAGUCCAGGCCACGUAGGGAAAUCACACAGAAAUUGGAGGGAGAGGGUGUGUGACUGUUCUUCAAAGCAGAUUGUCUUGUUUCAGAGGUUAUUUUCAGUGCAGUGAGAAAAGUCAACUGAAGUUAUGUCUGUUGAAAUUCAGUGGUAUACUGUUUUGAUUUGCCUUUUUGAUGCAUAAGCCUAAGAACCUAAUGGAGAUAAAAGCAAUCUCCUGUCAGUGCCCGGUACAUUUUCUGCCAAAGAGAAAUAGUAGAUUUUAUUCUUGCAGACAGAGGUUUCUUCAUCUUCUCUUGAAUGUUCAUUUUGCAAGUCCUUCCAACAGAUACAGGAUUAAAGAUGGCUAAAAGAAGCAGAGUUUCUGACUAUGAAAUUAAAGGCAUACCCUCAGGAAAGGCAGGGCUAUUAUUUAAAUUUGGGUUUCAUAUGGAGGAGGUAAGGAAGGGUUUAAUGUCCUGUUAUAUUUAUGCCAAGGAAACCUGCAUCUAGACAACUCAUAUUCCAGCUGAAAUCAACUCCCUGACGAAGUAUUCCCAGUGAAAAUCUGCUUUCUGCUAAGGAUUGUUUAAAUAUUGAGUUUCCUCUGUGAGCGGGGGAAAUUGCGUAGUAAAAUUGCUGAUUUAUUGAUUUUCCCCUCUCUGUCCCCCUUAAAAAACCUGAACAACAAAACCCAACAAGAACAAAAAACCUUGAAUUGAUAUUUCAGCUUUCUUAAAACAGGCAAACACACCAAUAACCUGAUCUCUUCAACAGACACCUUCUGAAAGGGGUUUGAUGUCUCUGGCAGGGUUGAAGGGGUGGAUAGGCAGGGGCUGGCCUUUCCUGUCUGUUUUUGGUUUUUUUGGUGUUAUUUCAGUUUGUUUCACAAUGAAGAAUAUAUAUGGGGGCUUUUAAAUUAUAUUUGAACACGCUAAUUCUAGAAAAAUUACAAUGGUGAGUGUGAAACCUUUCAUGAUUCCAAAAAAUACCCCCAAAGGUUCAACAGUGUUGGCCACUGCUUAGAGACUGUUGCUGGACUUGCCUUGUACAAUGUUACUGAGCCCUCAAAAUAAAUUGCAACAGUCAAAAAACCCUCUUCCAUACAAGAGUGGAGGAGAGCCAAGGAAAUUACAUUUCCUCUGCAGUCAGUUCCUGCAAGUUUAGUAGCAAAAAUUCAGGCAGCUACGCACUACAGAGGAGAACCCAAAUUAAACAUCUGGUUACGAGUAGGGUAUUUUAUUUUCUUCCCAGUGUUUGGGGGGAAAAUAGUUGUCCCUCUGAUCAUAAAGCUUCAUGCAGAGCCAAAAAACACUGUUGUUUUUUUAAUCAGCUUUUGAUCUUAAAAGAUUUGGAGAGAAAUUCCAGUGCAAUAAUUCUGUACAGUGUAAAGGUGCCUAAUUGCUGGGAAAGCUCCCAGCACUUAGUGCUCUUAUUGACACAGAACUGUGGUGUCCUAGCAUAUUAAUAAGUGUCCCCUGUGAGAUUCAGCUGCCUUGUAAUUAUUGAGGCACCGGUCCUGGAUGAAAUAAAAGCUGCCAGUAAAUUUUUUUCCUUCCUCCAGGUUUUAGAUAGUUGUGUACUUCACCAGAAAAUGGCAGAUUUGAAAAUGGGAUCAGCAAAUUAUGCAGUGAUACAUCAUCUAUUUUAAGUGAAAGAGCAAAACUUCCAUAUAUCCACGUGUUUUUUCAUUCUGGCAGCAGAAAAAGGAGAAAAGGCCUUUUUAUUUCCCCCCUUUUUUUCUUUUUAAAAAUUUUUUUGUUGUUGUUUCUUUGUUUGUUUGUUUUUUAAUUCACAGUUAUAUUCCAAGGAAGUUUGGCACAACAGCUUCCCUCUUGCCUCAUGAACUUAAAGGGCUAUUUAUAAACUAAUAAGAUCUGGUGGCCACUGCCUUUUUAUUUAGAAACGUUGGGUAAAUAAAGGCCAACAGAGUAAUUCCCAUGUUCAUUAUUAAACUGGAAGCAUGGCUGGUCUUGUAGGAUCAAGGAUGGAGCUUGGACUGUUGCAAACUAUUUGUCUGGUGCAUCCUAAAACUGUAAUGGCCGUGGGACUGCCUGAUGUCACAAGGCACACUUGGAAGGCUGGCAGGAGAUAAUACUGGAAAUAGUAACUGAAAGAGGACAGCCCUUGGCUGGCUUGGUAAGGGAACUGUAGCAGCUCAGCUCCUGAAAGUUCUUUUCAGUUCAUGGCUCGUGUUCUGCCUGCCCAAAACCACCAAGCUGGUCAGGAGUGCAGGGAGCAGUUUAGGGGAAGUGCUUACAGGACUUCUGAAAUUUAGCAGUCAGAAAUAGCAGUUAGAAAUUCUUCAGUCAGCUGUUUGAGGCAUUAUUUUAUUUUCUUCCAAAGCAGUGGCAUCCUUUCUUUUUCAGAUUGCUGGUUGCCUCCCUUUUGUGGUGGGAUAUGUGUGAAGAACAUCUUGAAUCUGGAGGAGCAGGAUGUAAACUCCUGACUCUUCAGCCUAAUGUGGGGGAGAAGUUUGUUUUGGUGUUUUUGGUUUGUUUUGUGUUUUGUUUGUUUGUUAUUAUUUUUAAACUUUAACAGGCAGAAACCACACUCAAACAGGCUGUACUGAAUAGAUGACUAAUUCAUCAGGCUUUGCCUGCUAAAAUUUAGAUGUGCUGAGUUGUGCUGGGCCAGGCCUCAGUACACAACCUGGGCACACUCCCUGAGUCUGGGUGCUGGAAGAGCUGCUGGGGAGUUCAGUGUGCUGAGGGCUUCUUGCCAAAAAGGGAUGGAGGAAGAAAAAUCACUGUGAGCUGUUUGAGACAAUCUAACCUGAGAAUUAUGGCAAGCCAAGACUUGGCAGUGAAUAAUUCUCUUGUUCUCAGACUGAUUUCUACUUCUAUGUAUGAUACAUUUAGGUUAGGAAAUUGGAAGGAAAUAAAACUCAACAACUUCUACUUGUUUAGAAUAAAAAAUAAUUUAUUCAGAGCUGUGUAGAUGUUUCUGAACUCCCAUCACUUGAAACUCUACUGGGUUCAGUGGCAUUAUCUGUGACUCACUUUGGUGGAACUGAAACCAGCCUCAGACCAGUUCUUUGAUUCAGGCAGCCUCCUCUGGGUCACAGAACACAUUUGGAAUAUGGAUGCAACCAGAGCUCAUUAGAUUGCUUUAAAAGCCUCUCCAAUUCAUUCCUUUUGUUCUCCAUCCUGGCAGCAGCCAUUUUUAUCCUCUUUGCUGUUUUCAUGCAUUGAAUGACUAUGCAAAAUAUGUAACUGGACAUUUUAUUGUUUUCCCCAUCACCCUUCCUACCUUAAUGGCUGAGAUCAGUGUCUGAUUUCUACUCACUCUUCAGUGGUUUUACUGUUGUAUCCUGGAAUUGUCUGUCCUGGUUUACUUUGCACCACUCGGAGUUGUUUGCUUGAAGCACUGUUAACUUUUUGGAGAGUAUUUGUCCAAGAUGAGAAAGGUUGUAAAUGACAUUGUUGCAACUGUUUUAAAUUAAAAAGAAGUAUUCUCACAUCUGGUGACUGUGUGGAUUCUUGCUUCUUUCUUUCCUGUUUGAACUGCAGGGGAAUUGACUGAAUGUGUUUUGAUUCUCUCUCUUUUCUUAUUCUCUGUGGUCUCUCUUGGUGUUUUACUUAAAAAAAAAGAACCUGCAGAGGGAACAGAGAGGUUUGUGAGAGUCUUGAUUUUCUGUGACUUCUGGCAUUUUGUGGAUUGAAAAAAAGAAAUCCCCAAGCCUUGAGUAGAUAUAAACAAAGGAAAAAGUAGAAAAUAGGAUUUAAGACAAGAUUGAUUUUUUGUUUUUAACUUUUAAGCCAGUUGAUGUUCUUUGAUCACAAGAGUUGGCGAUGUUUGUGUGGAAUAGUGUUGUCAUUUCACCCCAAAUUCCUGCUUUAUCAUGGUCUAUAAUUUCUCAUACUCACUUAGAAAUUUCAUCUGCUGUUCAGCAAAGGAGAAGUCUGUUUUCCUCAUGUGUAAGGACUUUACAUAGCAAUGUGACCACUGGGAGUCAGGUAGGUGCAAGAACAGGCCAAGAAAGAAGACUGAGGAUGACAAGCAUUUCUACUUUUUAUAGGAUCAUGGAACCAGGAACCGGAGGAGAGGUAAGAGGUAAAUCUGCUGGGCUCUGAGUGACACUUCCUGAUGUGGAAAUGGAGGGCAUGUGACAUGUAGAAUGAUAAGAAAUGUAGAGUUGGUUCAGCUUCUGAAAUCCAAAUUUAAUGAUCUGUUUUGGUCUCUUUUCUAUGACAGAUGUCCUUUGUGACGAUGGCAAGCCACACCACACCGUUCACACCACUUGUAGCAGCUGGCAGAGGUGGGAGAGCGGCUCCUUGUGCAAGCUAAAGGCUGAAUUCUUCAUCCAAGAAUUCCCUGUGUAGGAUCUGUACUUGCUAGCUUUUUGCAGACUGUUUGUGGGAGGUGCUAUAACUCACAAGUUACCACACUCUUCUCCCCCUCACUGAAGCAGGAAGUAACUCCUCUGUCCCUCAGGUGUACUACAAGCUUAACAUGAAUAAGGGAGGCACUGACAGCUGUGGUGGAAGACAAAUGCCAUAAAAUUAUUGAAGACAGAUACUGCAUGACUGACAGCUGGUGAGGAGUGGGCGACUGUGUUUUCAGAUGUCUUCACCAGUAUCCUUCCCUCAUUUUUUGAGCAGCUUUUUAUGUGUAUUUGGUACUAAUGCUUUUCUCCCAACCACUGUCUUUUGCUUCAGGAUGACAGUGCUGUGUUCCUGGUCUGGGUUUCUUACCGAGCACGAAAUUCAUGGAUGUUCCUGUUGAUACAUUUGAGCUGCUUUGUUGGUACAUUUGAGCAGUAAGAACUAAACUAACCUUUGUAUCUCCUGGCAAAACACCCCAGUGUCAAGAGCCCACAACUACUUUCAUCCCAAGGGAUAGUGUGUUUUUAAUGUCCUGUCACAACUCCCUUAGCUGUCCACAGCCCCCAGCUUUUCUGUCCACAUCAUCAUGCAGGAAUUUUUGUCCCUCAUGUCUGGGAUUGUGUUGGUGUUUCAUAGCAAAAGCAUAGAGUAGGAAUGACAUUAUCCUUAUCAGCUCCUUUGCCUCCUCCUGUGAAAGCCAAAACUGAAAAAUGCCAAUAGCAAACUCCUACUCUGGUGUUUGGGAAAUUGCUUGAGUAGUGAUUUCAGUCACUGAAAGUUUUUGUUGUUGUUUUUGUUUGUUUGGUUUGUUUGUUUUUAUUUGGUUUUGUUUUGUUUGUUUUGGGUUUGGGUUUUUUGUUUUUGUUUUGGUUUUGGUUUUGUUCUGGGGUUUUGUUUUGUUUGUUUGUUUGUUUUCAUAAAGAUUGUUUUGUGAUAUUACUCCUUCUGGUUUAAUUGUUGCAUGGUCUUCAGGAAAAAUUUAAAUCUACUUUUUCCCCCUUUUCCUCAUGUGGACUGUUUGCACAAAAUCUUUUGGGCCAGGCCUCAGAUGAUAUAAAUUCCAGCUGUAAGUAUAAUAGAUCAACAUGUUGAAAUAAAAAUAAAUUCUAAAAAUAACUCUGCCUCAGAGUAGCAAUGAAUUUAUGAAAAAUGAGAAUAAAAGCAUCUUCUGGGCUUAAUUUUUAAGCAGAGAAGCAAACAAUAGGAUAGAAGAUCUCAUUGAAAAAAUCCUUUCUUUCAGUUGGAGAUGUAGAUUCCUCCUUUCAGUUCAUGUAAUUGUAGUCAAGACCAUUCUCAAAUUGAAAAGAGAUUUUGAAAUAUUUGAAGCCACAGACAAAGUUUAUUUUUAAAACAUAUUUAAAAAUCGCACAGUUAUAAAUACAGGUAAAUAAAUACAAUUUAAUAUGUGGAAAAGAACCCAAGGAAGGCAUGCUUCCAUUACAGUACAAAAAUACUACAUUAAGUGUGGUGCUCUGCAAAUAGUCAUCUAUGACCUUAAUAAAUUUAACACAUCCAGUAUGCACAUCGUUCUUUUUUUGUUGUUGUUGUCGUUUUGUUUUUGAGGAAACAAAUUAUUUUAAACAGCAGUGCAAGGAAACACCAAAUUAAAGCAU